Messenger RNA from Phanerochaete carnosa HHB-10118-sp, 906 nucleotides. RefSeq lists its product as uncharacterized. The transcript is spliced from 8 exons. Gene Ontology annotation, molecular function: acyltransferase activity, transferring groups other than amino-acyl groups. Lineage: Eukaryota; Fungi; Basidiomycota; Agaricomycetes; Polyporales; Phanerochaetaceae. Bases 4 to 666 code for a protein of 220 amino acids. The record is from RefSeq and is a predicted model, not a curated record.
UUUAUGACAAUGGUUGAGAAUGUUACUAUUCGCCGGCUCGUCAAGCCCACAGCAGAUGAACUGGAUCAAAUAGCCAGUAUCGUAGUCACGACCUUGAAGGACGGCGAUUCCAUUAUGCGAGCCGGAACCUCCGGAGAUGAGCAGCUCAUGCAUGCGUUUGCUCGGAGUGUGGCCGCUGGAGCGGCGGCAGGUGCCCAUCAGUACGGAGCCUUUCUCAAUGACACCAACCGCAUUGUCGGUGCCAUAGCCUUUUAUGGUCCCGGUAUCGAAAUCUGUGGAGACGAGACGCAGAGGUCACAAGGGUUCGACGACUUCUUGAAAAGCCUUCCCAAAAGUGCCCUCGAUUGGUUUGCUAAGUUUCUGCCCGAGUACGCUGCCAUCUCCGAUGCCGCAAUCGGCCCCGGUGUCAAGAAUGCGUCGUGGACAAUGAACAGCUUCGGUGUACUCUCCGAAUACCGCGGACGCGGGAUUGGACGAGCGCUCCUAGAAGCCGGCGAAGCACUGGCCAGAGCCGAUGGUAUUCCCAUGAUCUUCGAGGCCGAAGAGAAACAUAACAUUUCCAUGUAUCAGCAUUUCGGAUAUCGAGUCUUUGGCGAGCAAAGCCUGAAGGGUGGCAACGGUGUUGAAGACUUCACCCUCACAAUCUUGAGGAAAGAUUUCCCGUAAUGUCAGCCUGAGUCGUAUAUUUUGGUUGUAUGAGAACGAGUAUUUGUGCCGGUCGCGUUCAGUCGCUCUCGAAAAUAUUGGUGUUCCGCAUACCACGCCUUUAUUCCGCCAAUAGCUCGUGCGACAUGAUGAUCUGCAUAGAAAGAUGUCUGGAAUCCAGGAUCCGGGUACAGGCGCAACAAAUGCAAGACUCAUAACCGUAGCUGUGCUCGCCUUCCGUGGCGAGCGCUACACUCGAGU